Molecule: messenger RNA, 1266 nt
Organism: Effrenium voratum
Lineage: Eukaryota; Dinophyceae; Suessiales; Symbiodiniaceae
Source: the annotation of a GenBank genome assembly
CUCGAAGCGUUCCGAGAGCACCACAUCCGGAACAUCACGGCCAUGCUGUUCGCGAACCAGGGCCUGAUCCAGCGCUACCUCGACGGCGAGCUCGACAAAGACGAAGACGAGCCGGCGGCGGAGCCUCGCGCUGGGGCGCCCAAACUGUCGGGGCAGCAGGCGAGGAUCGCGGAAGAGAUCCUGGAGUCUGUCGGCAAGGGGCUGUGGCAGCGGCAGGCGAGGGAGGACGCCUGGAAAGGGGAGGCCAGGGACGAAGCCGAGGACGACCCGUUCGAAAAGCCCGCCGCCUGGCGGCCCGCCUUCGCGGUCCUCGGCCCAGCCGGCAGCGGCAAGUCCACGGCCGUCCACCAGGCCAUCCGGCAGGCCGCCGACCGCGGGGCGCGCGUGCUGCUGACCGCCCCGACCGGGCGACUGGCCGCCACGCUGCGGGAGCGGUUUCCGGGGCUGGAGGUACACCGUGCACGGGGCGCGCUGGAGGUCAUGUGGCCCUACGACCUGAUCGUCGUAGAGGAGGUGGGCCAACUGAGCCGGGAGCUUUUCGAGCGGCUCAUCACUCAGUGGCGCGCGGCGAAGCGGCACCUCCACGAGAUGAUCCGCUGCAAGUGCCCGAUCCUCCGGAAGAAGCUGGAGCUGCUGCGGACCGGCAAGCCCUCGCGGCAGCAGCUGAGAGCCAUCCUCAAGAGACACAAGGCGCCCUCGCGCGGCCGAGCCGGCUACGUCACGAACGAGAUCCCCACGCUGGACGACGUGACCCACAUCCUGGCAGAGACGCCGGAGACGACAUUCCUCACCGUCAGCCGCGGCGCCAGCGCCCGCUUGAACGGCCUCGCCACGCAGGCCCUCUUCGGCGACAGCGCUCCGCUCGCCGUUGUGCCGGCCGACCCCGAGAGCAACGAGGACAACUACGUCCGCGGCAAGCUCGUGGCCGAGACGCCGCUCGAGACGCCCCUCUUCGCGGGCGCGCGGGUGGUCCUGACCAAGAACCUCACCAAGACCGUCGGGUUCGUCAACGGCAUGGGCGCCACCGUCCUGGGCAUGGACAACGACAACGUGAUGGUUCGAACGGACCAGGGCGCUCGCCUGGCGAUCCACCCGUGGACGUCGGAGAACCACGUGGUCCACUACCCCCUGCGCUUGGGCUACGCGAGCACGUUGCACAAGGUCCAGGGCGCCACGCUGGCCCACAUCACCGUGUGGCUGGACAUCCCGAACAUGCCCGCCGCCGCGUACGUGGCGCUGAGCCGCGUGGAGUUCGACGCGAACUGA